GAGUUCUCGAAACCUCGUUAAGCCUCCUCUUUGGAGCAUCGUCUUCGACCCCCAGCUCAAAGAGUUUCCUUUGCUCCUACGCCAAAGAAAGUCCCCACCAACCCUCACAAACAAAGCCACAGCUUCAAUUCAGCAGUAGGAAGACUCAGGAGUAAAUACAAGUUCAGAGCAUAUUUGAUGGCAAUCAUUCCUUUUGGAAGCACAUGGGUGGCUCACUGGGGAGUUCAGCUUCAGAUUGGCUCAAGAUCUACUAUUGCAAACAAGUUAUUGACAAUUCCACAUGGUGUCUCAAGCAAGGUGAGAACAUUGGCCUCACCAAGUUCAACCAUUUUUUCUCAAAAUUCCUUACGUUCACAAUUUAAUUUGGGAUCAUCGAAGAAUUCGAGUCGCCGCAGGGGAUCUCAUCUCAUUGUGAGAGCUGAUAGUGAUUACUAUGCUGUCCUUGGUGUGUCAAAAAAUGCCAGCAAAUCAGAAAUCAAAAGUGUUUAUCGAAAGCUUGCCCGGAGUUACCAUCCUGAUGUGAACAAAGAACCUGAAGCAGAACAGAAAUUUAAGGAGAUUAGCAAUGCUUAUGAGGUAUUAUCAGAUGAUGAGAAACGUUCUAUAUACGAUAAGUAUGGGGAGGCUGGGCUUAAAGGUGCUGGCGUCGGCACGGGGGAUUUCAGCAACCCCUUUGAUCUGUUUGAAUCGUUAUUUGAUGGCAUGGGCGGCAUGAGCAUGGGGGGAAGAGGCUCUCGAAACAGGGCUAGAGAGGGAGAAGAUCAGAUCUACAAUCUGAUCUUGAAUUUUAAAGAAGCCGUUUUUGGGGUUGAAAAGGAGAUAGAAAUAACUCGACUUGAGAGCUGUAGCACCUGUGAUGGAUCUGGUGCCAAGCCAGGAACCAGGCCAUCCACAUGUAGCACAUGUGGUGGGCAAGGGCAAGUUGUCUCCUCUGCAAGAACUCCACUGGGUGUCUUCCAACAGGUAAUGACCUGCUCUACUUGUGGUGGGACUGGGGAGAUUUCUACUCCUUGCAACACGUGCGGUGGGGAUGGACGGGUAAGGAAGUCAAAGCGGAUUAGCCUGAAAGUCCCUGCUGGCGUAGAUUCCGGCAGCCGUUUAAGGGUCCGGUCAGAAGGUAAUGCAGGGAGGAGAGGAGGACCCCCAGGAGACCUUUUCGUGAGCAUUGAAGUUCUUUCAGACCCUGUAUUGAAACGGGAUGACACCAAUAUUCUCUACACUUGCAAGGUUUCUUACAUUGAUGCUAUCUUAGGAACAACAGUGAAGGUUCCUACUGUCGAUGGUACGGUUGAUUUGAAGAUUCCAUCUGGUACCCAGCCAGGUACGACACUAGUGAUGGCAAAAAAAGGCGUGCCGUUUCUGAAUAAAAGCAACAUGAGGGGUGAUCAGUUGGUAAGAGUGCAAGUUGAGAUACCAAAACGGUUGAGUGGUGAAGAGAGGAAGCUCAUUGAAGAACUUGCUGACCUGAACAAGGCCAAACCUCUCAACAGUAGGAGAUAG
Molecule: messenger RNA, 1500 nt
Organism: Ilex paraguariensis (yerba mate)
Lineage: Eukaryota; Viridiplantae; Streptophyta; Magnoliopsida; Aquifoliales; Aquifoliaceae
Source: the annotation of a GenBank genome assembly